This is a messenger RNA of Plasmodium inui San Antonio 1, 771 nucleotides long. RefSeq lists its product as hypothetical. NCBI's taxonomy places the organism in Eukaryota, Apicomplexa, Aconoidasida, Haemosporida, Plasmodiidae. Bases 1 to 771 code for a protein of 256 amino acids. The transcript is spliced from 2 exons. The record is from RefSeq and is a predicted model, not a curated record.
AUGGAGGACCAGGGCGACUGCAUCCUCACCUUCAGCUCGUACGAAGAAUACGUGAAGAGCAAAAUAACUCCAGCGGACUUGUUCUACAUCGAGGAUGAACAACUCGUGUUCGACAUAUUCUCACUGGGACUCCAAAGCAGGGGAGUACUAAGCUGCGAAGACUUCAAUAGCAUUUACCAAAAAAAAAAAAAAAAAAAGGAGAGUUUGAACAAGGCGGAAGAAAGAGAAGCAGACAUCGUACAAUACGACAUAAACUCUCUAACUGAUCACACAAUGAACUUUUUUUACGCAAUAAAUUGCCACAUGCAUUUCUGUGAAGAAAAUAAAAUCUGUUCUAUCCUCUUCAUCCGUUAUGUUAAUAAGAACCACUCGGAGAUCAGCUCGUACAUAGACAUCAACACUCAAAAGGUCAGGCAGAAAAUAAAUCAGAAAAGGUACAUUUACGCAAGCAAAGAUGACUUGGCAUAUUUCAACUGGCACAAUAAUUACAGCUGCACGAAUGAUAGCGAGAAUUUCGAGAUGGUCGUGAAUAAACAAGUGGGUCUCCUUUUUAAGUACAGACGUGGUGGGGAUGGGAAGUACUUCAUUUUGAAUCCUGUGCGGAGAGAGACGAAGAUUCGGCUGAGCGAUAAUAUAAGCCAGGGUCGUGCCUCGGUCGGGUUGUCUCCCGGGGAGGAAGAAAAAAUGAUAAGUUUGUGCGGCGGGGUGGAACGCGUGGAGCUGCGCGACGCGAACUACUUGCAGUGCAUCCUGUACGUAUUGCGUGUCUAA